UCACUUUUGCUUGACGAUUAUCGAAUCAUAGUUGGUACUUGGUAUCAGUUAUCGACUGUAGAGACGACACUAUAAUAGCUAGAGUUCUCCAUUUCCUACAGGCUAGAGCAUAGCUAGUUCUGUAAGUUCAGCACAAGGAACUCCUCUAGGGUUUAAGGGACUCCGAUACUCGAACCCCUUUAUCUCCAAUCCUCAAAAAGUUUAGGGUUUAAGAAAUAGCUGAAGUCAAUAAUCUGAUGGAUAGGCACAGAGGAGGAGAGAGGUAUGUGAAUAGCAACAACAAUUCAGACCCAUUUCAUUAUAAGCAGCAGCACUCAAGAGGGGGUCCCCCAUCUUCUAGAACUAAUUUCUCUGAUGGUUCCAUGAACCCUCACCCUCAACAUCAUCGUCGAAGCCCUAAUGCAUAUCGUGGGCCCCACUGGCCCGCCUUCGAUAGCCCUCCUCGCUACCCUCCUACUGAUGCGGUUGCUGUUGGUACUGGUGGUGGUGGGGUGGAUUCUGAAAGGUUCCAUUCGAAUUACCAGAUGCCGCCACCGCCUCCUCCACUUUCGGGCCAAAAGCGGGGUUACCCGUUUUCUUCCGAUACAAGUGGGUCUCCAGAUGGAGUUGAUGAAGGUGGUUUUGCCAAACUUUUUGUGGGAUCUGUCCCAAGAACAGCAACUGAAGAAGAUAUUCGACCUUUGUUUGAGGAACAAGGACGAGUACUCGAGGUUGCUUUCAUCAGAGAUAAGAGAACGGGGCAACAACAAGGAUGUUGUUUUAUUAAGUAUGCUACUUCAGCUGAAGCUGAUAGAGCUAUAAGAGCAUUACACAAUCAAUAUACUUUGCCUGGGGGAAUUGGUCCUAUUCAAGUCAGAUAUGCGGAUGGUGAACGUGAACGCCUUGGUGCAGUUGAGUACAAGUUAUUUGUUGGGUCACUGAACAAACAAGCUACAGAGAAGGAAGUUGAAGAAAUAUUUUCGCCAUAUGGUCGUGUUGAAGACGUCUAUCUCAUGCGUGAUGAUAUGAAGCAGAGUCGUGGUUGUGGAUUUGUCAAAUAUUCUCAUAAACAGAUGGCAAUGGCAGCUAUAAACUCUUUGAGUGGAAAAUAUACAAUGAGGGGUUGUGAUCAACCUUUAACUGUUCGGUUUGCUGACCCUAAGAGACCUAAACCUGGAGAACCUAGAGGUAGUGGACCAGCUUUUGGUGGACCUGGUUUUGGACCUCGCUUCCCAACCCCUGGAAUUAGACCGCCACCUAAUAUUGGAGAGCCUUUGCAAGACCAAACAGGCCCUAAUGCCUGGCAUCCCAUGAGUCCAGAAAGUCUCAGGCCAAUUUCCAACCAAGGGAUGCAUGGUUUUGGAAAUCAGUUUCCUCCUAGAACAACUGAUACCACAACGCCUUCUUCAUUGGGUGGUUCCUUCGGGAGUGUUAGUGGCACUGGAAAUGGGUUUCUUACAGGACUUGCGGCUUCUUCUGCUCCUACAUCGCAACUGCCUGCUAAACCACUCCCCACUGGUGGCCCACAAAUUUCUCAACUACAGAAGCCACUUCAGUCACCCCAGCAUUUACCAUCUUCUGGGCAACUUCAUCCUCCAGCCUCAACACCUUUUUCACAGGGACCAACUUCUCAUGCUUUAUUCAGGCAGAUGAAUCAAGUACAAAUUUCCCAGUCUGCCAGUCAAAGUCCUUUCAGUCAGGGAAUGCCCUCGCAGCAGUCGCUUGGUUUGACUUGGCAAUCAACUGUUUCUCAGCCUCAGAUGCAGCGCAAUAUGUCGUCUGCAAUGGGACAUACACCUUUAAGUAAUAACAUGCAACUACAUGUUGCAUCUGCAAUCGCAAACCAGCAGCAGCNCGCAAACCAGCAGUCUGUGCCACAGCAUUUGGUCCAACAUCUUCAUCAGCCACCUUCCCAACUAGCACAAAUGUUGUCUCAACAGACGCAAAAUCUGCAGGCGAGCUUUCAAUCAUCACAGCAAACCUUUACUCAGCUACAGCAACAAUUGCAGCUCAUGCAACCAUCUAAUGAAAGCUCAGCAGUCCAGCAGGGCACACAAGAUGUUAAACAACAGUCUCCAUGGCCUGGACUUGUUCAACAAGUGGCACCUAGUUCCACAGCUGUCCAAUCAAAAGCAGAUGUAGUUCCUGCUUCAUCUACUGCAUCUGGAAUGAACCAGAUUACAGGUCCGGUGAAAUGUAAUUGGACAGAGCACACAUCGCCUGAUGGAUUCAAGUACUAUUAUGACAGUGUUACAGGAGAAAGCAGGUGGGAAAAGCCGGAGGAGCUGAUAUCGUAUGAACAGCAACAGCAAAAAUUGUCUGCCCAACAGCCUCGCAUUCAGGCUCAACCACAUGGGUUGCCUUACCAACAAGCUCAAAUGCAAGCACAACUUCAAUGUCAGCUCCCAACAUAUGUCCAAACCCAGGUCCGCCCGCCUCAACAAUUGCAACAAGCUUCUCAAGGAUCUCUGUACGCAGUUGGAAUGACAGGUCAACAACCGAUUCAGACAGUUGUUGGGUGCAACCAAUGUUCUACUGUGGUCACAGAAACCUGUAAGCUCCAAUUGAGCCGGAAGGGGAUUCCGGCUGCUCAGGAGUGGAUGUGGAAAAACAAGCCUGCAGGAGCUUGAAUUUUGCGUCUGAAUGAUGCACUUAGCUGGAAGCAAAUGCCACAAUGUUGUAUUGUGCAGCCUGAUUUCAAGUGAGAUGUAGCAUUACUUUGUGAAUAUCUUUUGGUAGAGGAAUUUACAGUCUUGAGUACACUUCCCAAGGAGUCUGAUGCUCCCAUGCCAAUCCAUCCGUAGCUUUAAAAUGCUACAAAAGCGUUCUAGAUUUCUUAGAAAUAUUCAUUGUGUGCUUCAGGCUUCCAGAAAUUUCUUGAAAUCAGAGCCCACAGUCAGGGUUCAAAAAUGUUUGUAGUCUAGAAAUAACCCCCCGUCUCCAGUAGCCUUGACCAAAGAGAAUAAAUCAUUCGAGCAAAUAGUUUGUUGUGUAUGAGAUGGUGCUGGGGGUUACAAUUAAGUUGUUUGAGGUAGCUAUGCAGUGAUCUUGACUUUGCUCAAACUCCAUUACAUGCUUUAUGUCCUAAACCUGGCUUUGGUGGGUUGACAUGUAUAAUGAGUUAUAUACUUUUUUCAGGUGACGUCUUUCCGUU
This is a messenger RNA of Nicotiana tabacum (common tobacco), 3133 nucleotides long. The record is from RefSeq and is a predicted model, not a curated record. NCBI's taxonomy places the organism in Eukaryota, Viridiplantae, Streptophyta, Magnoliopsida, Solanales, Solanaceae.